AUGACCAUUAAAGCCUCAAAGGAAACGACUGAAAGGAAACUUAACUCUAUCUCUUAUUCUGCAGCCAACUUUCUACCUAGACCUUCAGGUCAAAAACCCAUUCCAGCAACUGGAAAUAUUGUUCCCUUAAUAUUGCCUAUCUCAGUGGAGCCUAAUAAGACUGUCUUUACAAAAACAGGGACCAAAAGUGUGCCACAUCCACCCAGUCCAUCAAAGAACACCAAAACAGAACCUAAGACCUCUGAGACUACAACUUGUAGGGAUCAUGAGAAAGCAGGACAGGAACUUUGUUACGUGUGUAUGCAGCGCACUAAGGCCAACAGUGCACUGUAUUCUAAAGUCGAGAACAAAGAAGAAGAACAGGACGAGCAAUUUCUACAUCAAUACCAGAUAAUGAAUAACAAGGACACUGCAUUCAAAGACCAGGUAGUGUUAUGCAUUGAUUGAGAGGUGGUGCAGUGGGGGCAGCAGACAAGACAAGGCCACUGCAGAUGUCCUGCGCAUGUCUCCCUGGCAGUGUGCCAAAUCAGGCAUUUCAUGUGAGAAUAAAGUUUGGGUCAUGGCCAGGUUUCCAGGAACAGACUAAAGUCUUGUUUGGUGCACUAUGUUUAGGAGC
Messenger RNA from Erinaceus europaeus (western European hedgehog), 616 nucleotides. RefSeq names its product coiled-coil domain-containing protein 81-like. Lineage: Eukaryota; Metazoa; Chordata; Mammalia; Eulipotyphla; Erinaceidae. Bases 1 to 447 code for a protein of 148 amino acids. The transcript is spliced from 3 exons. The record is from RefSeq and is a predicted model, not a curated record.